This is a messenger RNA of Astrephomene gubernaculifera, 3646 nucleotides long. NCBI's taxonomy places the organism in Eukaryota, Viridiplantae, Chlorophyta, Chlorophyceae, Chlamydomonadales, Astrephomenaceae. The record is from the annotation of a GenBank genome assembly.
CAUUACACCGUCGCACUUCACACUUUUAUAGCUCUGUGCUUGUUUCCAUUCGUGGGCAAAGCCCCAACAUCCAUUGUUCUAGAAGGCCUUGGCUGGUCGUUCUCGAUAUUUCAACGCAGCUUUUAGAAAUGUUGACGUCUAAUAAGAAACGAAAGCUGCAGCAUGGAUUGGAUACAGCGCCAAAGGCGGCCAAGCCCGCACGCGCCGACGGCAAGUCGCCUGUGAACCUGGACUCUCGUUUCCAAAUGGACAGCGACUUUUCGGAAUCGGACGAUGAACACGGCCACGAUGCACCUAAAACCGCUGGUCGGGGGCCGCGUCCAUUGCUAUCCAUGGCUGCCACGCCAUCUGCGAGGACCGCUGCAACUCCAGCAACAGCUAAGACGGCGCGAAAGCAGGCCUCAAAGCGUACCCCAGCCCCAGAAAAGCAAACGGAGGCUACUGGCGACGACGGAAAGCUUGCUGGGGACGAUACGGCAGUCCAGGAUGGCAAGACAGAUGGUGGCGCAGGGGCGGGGCCCCGCAGCGGCGAUGCCGAGGACCGGGACCCCGAUCAGCAGCAGGCGUUGGGAGCGGCCCCAGGGGGCGAUACCUCUGGCGCAGCUGAUGGCGCAGGCGAGGAAGGAACAUCGGGCAGUGGCGAGGAAGGCGCAUCGGGCAGUGGCGACGAAGGGCAAGAGCAGCAGCCGCAGCAGCAGGAGGAGGAGGGCCAGCAGCGGAAGGCGAAGAAGGUGCUGUCCAAGCGGAAAUUGGAACGCGUGAAGGAGGCCAGUGACCGUCGCGGCAUCGUGUACGUCUCCCGCAUCCCGCCCCACAUGAAGCCCCACAAGCUGCGGCAGCUGCUGGAGCCCUUUGGCGAGCUGGGCCGGGUGUACUGCGCGCCGGAGGACCCCUCGCUGCGGCGCAUGCGCAAGAAGAAGGGCGGUAACUCGGGCAAGAACUUCACGGAGGGGUGGGUGGAGUUCGAAGACAAGCGCCGGGCCAAGCGCGCCGCCCUAGCGCUCAACGGGCAGCCCAUGGGCGGCUCCAAGCGCUCCGCCUACCACUACGACCUCUGGACCAUCAAGUACCUUCCCAAGUUCAAGUGGGACACGCUGACGGAGGAAAUCAACUACCAGCGGGCGGUGCGCGAGCAGCGGCUGGUGGCGGAGAUCAGCGCGGCCAAGCGGGAGCGCGACUUCUACCUGUCCAGGGUGGACAAGGCGAAGGCCAUCGACGCUAUCCAGGAGCGCCGCGCCAAGAAGGAACAGCAGCAGCAGCAGCAACCGGGAGCAACAGGCGGGGACGGGGCACAGCCCGACUCAUCCGCGCCGCAAAGGCAGCAGCCAGCCGAGCAGAACGGCGCUGGGGCAGCUGCGGCUGCGGACAAGGGCAAGGCAGGGGGCGGCAAGGGCCCGCGGUUCGAGCGGCAUUUCGGUCAGCGUCGCGCCAAGGCGGAUCCCGUGCUUGACGACCGGGCGCCUGUGCUUGCGGAUGAUUUGCUGGGGCUGCUGGGACGCAGGAAGUAGGGGCAGUGGUGCGGCAGGGGCAGUAACAGUAGGAGGGGCAGAAACAGUAGCAGGGACAGCAGUAGGAGGGGCAGUAGUUGCAGCAGGGGCAGUAGUAGCAGGGGUGUACCUACUCUCCCUCCAGUAAUUGAUGGAGGGGGAUUGCUAGCAGCAGCAGUAGCGAUAAUAGUUGUGGGGCUUGGUUUCUUCCUCUCGGGGCUGUCGGUGUAUGCCGCCCUUCCGCAGGGUAGUGGGUAGUUGGGUAGCUACUCAGCAGUGUCUUGCGUGUGCUUUGGCAGGCGUUGGAAUUCUUGUGCGUUGUUCCUGCUAUUACGAGAAUGGACCGGCGCAUGGGACUUAUAAAAGCGGGGGCGGACGUAACAGUGGUUUCGGCAGAGGAAUGCCACGUGUGAGCAGGCGGUGGCGGCAGCAUGCUAGCCAGGGUCACACUACCGUAGUUAGGGUCACACAGACUCCAGUGUCUUCGGUGGAAGCAGCGGAGGGCUGUAGGCGGAUACAGCAGCGCACGUGAGAUGACUUCGGGCAAGCUGAACUUGCACGGGAAAGUACUACAACCCCCAUCCUAGCACGUAGCACUCGGGAGGGCCACCUGCUGUUGCGGGGCUUGGCGCCAGCUGGGGCAUCUCAUUGGUGAAACGACUCAACUUUAGGCAUCACGCUCGGUCCUCGGAUUUUAUCCUUUGGGGGCGUGGAAAUUGCACGAAAACCACAGCGAGUAUGCUUCCGAAUGGCUGAGAGGUGCAAGCCGCUUCCUCUUGACGUGCAAAGGAGGAGGGUUCGGUGUACGGCAGCGAUCAGCGAGGUCGUUGGGUAGUUGCGUCAUGUCACGCAAUCAGUGUUACCGCCUAUCCUCGCCAGGAAUUGCGUUUCGCUUACUAUGCUUGUGUAUAUUCAAGAGAAACGAUUGGUAUGCGUUGCGUUCAUGGUCUUCAAUGCGAUACAGAGCUGCAUAAGGCCCCCCGUGGGAUCAAACAAGGUCAACGUCAACGAUUUUGCGUACCGUCACGCCCAUCACUUACAUUGCUAGCCUUAUUUGCGGUCUUCGUCGGAGGACACAGCGAGCGAAUCGACUUACCGGUAUCACAGCAGUGCCGACGUCACAAACCCACCGUUUCCGCGGACGAUGAAUACGUUUAAUAGGCAGAACUCCUAUUAAUAGUUAAACCUACAUAGUAUCUGUCUUAUACACGUAGAUUGAGAGAAUUGCACUCGCUCGCAAGCCCAAUGACGUCGUUCCAAGCUUUACACCGCACUCGAGGACACGCCGGGGCACGUGCUAGCUCGCGUUUUCCUCAGUGCCGUCACCGAUUUUCGCCUGUGUGGUGCAGCGCCAAGCCAGACGUUGCGGAACAAGCCACGUCGGCUUUGGCGCCUGCAGCCGGCACCGAUGACUCAAAGCCAGCAUCUAACCGACCACGCGCGACAUUCAAGGCCAGCAAGCUAGGCCGUCAGCCAAUUGUGGAGGCGCAGAGGCCGCUAGCCGAGUACAUGUCGCUCCCCGCCAGCCAGUACUCGGUGCUGGAUGCGCGCCGCAUUGAGCGAGUGGACGAUGACACCUUCAGAUGCUACGUUGGCGAGCUGCGCUUCUUCUCGUGGAGUGUGGAGCCGGUGAUCACUGUGUCAGUGACGGUGGAGCCGGAGGAGGGCGGCUGCACCAUACGGCUGCUGGGGUGCAAGCUUCAAGGCAGUCCCUUUGUGGAGGAGAUUAACGACAAAUUCACAGCUACCAUGACUAACGUCGUACGACACAGAAGCAUACAGGGAGCUGACGAGGAAGCGGAGGACAUCGUCGCGGCGGCUCAGGCAGCAUCAGAAUCAGGCGGGUCUGGAGAGGCGGAGGGAGGCGGCGGGCAAGGGACGCAACCGAGUAUCAGCAGUGGCGGCAGUAGCGAAGGAGAAGCUGCUUCCGAACCCGCUGGCCCUGCCUCAACACGAGAAAUCGUGAGCGACACGACAAUCGAGGUGUGUGUGGAGGUUCCCCGCUGGUGCGGUUUCCUGCCUGUGUCCUCCCUGGAGGGUGCGGGCAGCGGGGUGCUGCAGGGGCUGCUGGCCGCCAUGGUCCCGCGCUUCCUGGCGCAACUGAGGCAGGACUACGAGCGCUGGGCGGCAGGGGACGAGUCGAGGAAGCCGGUGGGGGA